GUAGGUUUCAGGGGGGCGGUUCGUUCACUCCGGUUCAUUGGCGUAUUAUAGACUGAAGGUCGUCUUGCCUUCCCUCCUCUUCGGCAGAAGUGGGAGGAGAGAGAAAGAUGUUAAAUUUAAAAGCGUUUUAGGUAGUUUUGUUUAUUCCUGAAGACAAUGAUUAAAACGAGACAGGACCGUUUGAAUGAAGGAGCGUCGUUUUCCAUCAAGACCAUGUCCGCGCAAACGAGUCGUAACUGACUACACUAAAAAUUAAGGACUUUUUUUCUAGCACUUUUUAAAAGAAAUUCUGUAUAUUCACAUUAGCCUAUUUAUUGUCUUUAAUAUAAACGAAAAACGAUCGGUAGAUUUUUUACAGUUGAGGGGCGUUUAAUAUUAACAAUAAUACACUUUUCAGAGAUUACAGUACAGCAGUAUAGAGAUGUCUUUCUACGUUGAAGGUUUGAGUAGGGGCGUACUGAACGGCAAAAUGGCACAGUUUCAGGAAGUGAUGCGGCAGCAGCUGGAGACCUCCAUGGACAGGGAGCUGGAGAAACUGCUGUCCACAGUCAAAGGUGCAGAGGCAGAGGUCUCCAAAAAGGACUUUGAAGGCUUUAAGGACCUCUUCCAUAGGUUUCUACAAGUGAAGGGGCCCUCUGUGGACUGGGCAAAGAUCAACAGACCCCCCGAGGAUUCGAUCCUUCCCUACGACAGGAUCAAGGCCAGCGGGCUUCCGGACAACAUGGCGGACAGCCUCAACAAGCUGGUGGUGGUGAAACUGAACGGAGGCCUGGGCACCAGCAUGGGCUGCAAGGGGCCCAAGAGCCUGAUCAGCGUGCGCAACGAGAACACCUUCCUGGACCUGACCGUGCAGCAGAUCGAGCACUUAAAUAAGACCUACAACACCAGCGUCCCCCUGGUCCUCAUGAACUCUUUCAACACGGACGAGGACACCAAGAAGAUCCUGCAGAAGUACACACACCACAGGGUGAAGAUCCACACCUUCAACCAGAGCAGGUACCCGAGGAUCAACAAGGAGUCGCUGCUGCCGGUGGCGAAGGACAUGGGCAUGACAGGCGAGAACGCGGACGUCUGGUACCCCCCGGGCCACGGCAACAUCUACGCCAGCUUCUACAACUCAGGCCUGCUGGACCAGCUGAUCGCCGAGGGCAAGGAGUACAUCUUUGUGUCCAACAUCGACAACCUGGGCGCCACAGUGGACCUGCAUAUCCUACACCACCUGCUGCGCCAGCCCAACGGGAAACGCUGCGAGUUCGUCAUGGAGGUCACCGACAAGACCAGGGCCGACGUCAAGGGUGGGACUCUGAUUCAGUACGAGGGUAAGCUGAGGCUGCUGGAGAUCGCCCAGGUGCCCAAGGCCCACGUGGACGAGUUCAAGUCCGUCACCAAGUUCAAGAUCUUCAACACCAACAACCUGUGGAUCUCCCUGCAGGCCAUCAAGAGGCUGCAGGAGCAAAAUGCCAUGAACAUGGAGGUCAUCGUCAACCCCAAGACUCUGGAUGGGGGGCUGAAUGUGAUUCAGCUGGAGACCGCCGUGGGCGCCGCCAUCAAGAGCUUCGACAACGCACUGGGCAUCAACGUGCCGCGUAGCCGCUUCCUGCCUGUCAAGACCACCUCCGACCUGCUGCUGGUCAUGUCCAACCUGUACAGCCUGGAGGCCGGCUCCCUCACCAUGAGCCAGAAGAGAGAGUUUCCCACCACUCCCCACGUCAAGCUGGGCAGCUCCUUCACCAAGGUGCAGGAAUAUCUGACGAGGUUCGAGAGCAUUCCUGACAUGCUGGAGCUCGAUCACCUGACCGUCUCAGGUGACGUCACCUUCGGGAAGAACGUUUCUCUGAAAGGAACGGUAAUCAUCAUUGCUAAUCACGGAGACAGGAUUGACAUUCCUGCUGGAGCCAUGCUGGAGAACAAGAUCGUUUCAGGCAAUCUGCGCAUCCUAGACCACUGAGGCCUUUUACUCCCCCCCGGUUCAGCCACCACCCACAGACAGCUGAUCAUGCAUUCUGGAUUGCUGCACGAGAGGGUGCCACCCCAGUUCUUUUAUUGCCACAUUUUUUAAAUUAUUAUUAUUUUUUUUUAUUUGCCUGGUUCUGUUUCCACUUCACCACCAUUCACCUCUGCACAUCUCCCUACCACUGACCGCGUAACGGUUACUGUACAGUUCUUACCACGGUAAUCCUUUUCAGAGAGAACGAGUUCAGUAUUUUCUCUUUCUCAUAGAGUAUUGCCUCACACGGACCUGUAGGGGUUAGCACGGCUUUAAAAACACACGCGUAGUAGCCUGAAGACGAGGUUUGGGGAAGCAAUAAGUGUUCUUUGGCAACGGUUCCAGCCGCACCUUUUUGAGCCUCUGCUGGAUUCCAGUUCUGUCCUGAACCUGAAUAAAGUGCAAUAUGGAUUCUACAUAAAGGCUGUGUGUGGGUUCUCUGGGGUAGCAUGGGAAUAUCACAUUAAAGAAUGAAUGUCUGCUUGCCUUGAAUGUUAGAGACUUUGAUGCAUUCCGCCAUGAAUAGAUUCCAUUCCACGUCUUUGUGAUGUCCGUAACUUUACUGGUAGAACACUGCAGUCACCACAGGGUUCUUUUGACAGCACAUGGUCUUCCAGCAUUCCUGUAGGCAAAUAACAGUUAUAUUCCUGUGAUUCAGAAAUUAAGAAGCAGUAGUUACUUAUGAACUCAGCCUGCUUAUGAUGCUUUUAUGGUAGCAACACUGGUCUGAGGUCUGUGGUAUAGGAAGCUAGCUGGAGAUUAUUAGCACACAUACACGUCCACUUUUUUGCUAUGGUGUGUAUUAAUAUUAAGCUCUGUGAAAGCAAUUUCCUUGGCUUGUCAAAUUACGAUU
Molecule: messenger RNA, 2840 nt
Organism: Megalops cyprinoides (Indo-Pacific tarpon)
Lineage: Eukaryota; Metazoa; Chordata; Actinopteri; Elopiformes; Megalopidae
Gene: ugp2b
Product: UDP-glucose pyrophosphorylase 2b
Exons: 10
Coding region: 422-1948 (508 amino acids)
Biological process (GO): glycogen metabolic process; UDP-alpha-D-glucose metabolic process
Cellular component (GO): cytoplasm
Molecular function (GO): UTP:glucose-1-phosphate uridylyltransferase activity
Source: RefSeq, a predicted model, not a curated record